AUGUCUGAUUCGGACACAUUCGAGGAAGCAGCUAGUAAAGUGACGGACAGAAAAACCAAAGUGACGCUUCAGAACAAAAUGGAGAACGAGUUAAAAGCCCAAAUUGAGGCAUUAAAAUUGCAAAUCGAACAAUUGCAGCUUUCCGGCGGUGGAGAGGGGACAUCGGCACCACGUCCGCCAAAUUCGUAUCGUUUGCCCGAUAUGCGUGAGUUAAGAGAAUAUGUUUCGGAAUUCGAUCCCAAGUCACCGACCUGUAUGUCUGCCGAAGCAUGGGUGAAAGCUAUCGAUGAUACGGGAAAUAGUUAUGAGUGGACGGAUAAAAUAAAACUUCAUUGUGCUCGGUUAAACUUGGGCGGAUGCGCAAAGCUUUGGUUUGAAGGCUGCCAGAACACCGUUACAGAGUGGGAAAAGUUCAAAUCGGAAAUUGUGAAAGGGUUUCCUGCUAAAAAGAACCCCGUUUAUUACCAUAACCUUAUGUCGGCUCGUAGUUGGAAAACUGGAGAGGUGAUUGAAGAAUAUGUUUAUGAGAUGGUUGCCAUGGGGCGCAACGGAGGCUUCACGGAAGAUGUUAUUGUGACAUACAUCAUAAGCGGGCUGAAACAAUUUCUUCAAAAAUCCAGUUUGUCGAUCGGGAAGACGGAUUCGGUGCAGAAACUGUUAGAGCAGCUACAAUGGGUGAAUAACGUUGAGUCGGUAUCUUCUACUAGCCGCAGUGGGACCAACGGUCGUGAAAGACAAAGUACGAGUCUGAAAACAAACAGGAUUGCCAAUGAAGAACCUAUUUGUUACCAGUGCAAAGAACCGGGACAUGUGGCGAGGAAGUGUCCAAAGGUCAAAUGUUUUCGAUGUUCAUUGGAAGGUCACUUGAAACGCGACUGCAAAGCUAAUGUAGGAUUCAAAAGUGAACAGAAGCGAGAGGGAAGAGUUUCCACCGGUGGAACGAAUUUGAUGCGUAUGGUGGACAAAAAGAGCCUGUUUCGAAAAACUGUAGAGUUAGCUGGUAAGCAAUAUGAAGCGCACAUCGAUUCGGGUGCGGAUCGGUCGACCGUCUGGGAAAAAUUUAAGAGCCAGAUGGGCAAAGUAAAAUCGUGUAACUUUUUGCUUCAAGGAUUUGGAAAAAGCGAUAAGGUGAAAGUGAAAGAAGUAGUCACGGCUAGGUUGGUAGUGGAUGGCAUAUCGCUAGAUGUUUCGUUGGCGGUUGUUCCAGACUGGGCCCAAGAUGUGCCAGUGAUCCUGGGCAAAGACAUCAUUGAGCGCGACGCGGUGAUGAUGAUCAAGAAAAGAGGUGAAGUUCGAUUCGAGUGGGAUGAAGAGGUUCGAGGAAACGUAUCGGAUACAUCAUCGGAGGAUGAAGUUCAGGUGGCAAACAUCUACAAAAUUGAUUGGAGUGAUCAAAAGGAAGAGAUUCGGUGUGAGCAAGUGAACAGUGAAGGAUCGGCUGAAAAUACCCGAAAGCUGGUAAAAGUGAUUCAGGAAUAUCGAGAUUGUUUCGCGUUAAAUAUGAGGGAGAUGGGGAAAGCCAAAUCAUCGGAAAUGAAGAUCCAACUCGUCGAUAAGGAUCCAGUGUUUAUUAAACCGCAAAAGAUGGAGUACGCUAAAGAAGCCGCAUUAGCCGAGAUAGUGAAUGACCUGUUGGAGGCCGGCAUCAUCGAAGAGACCGAAUCUCCGUUCAAUAGUCGCGUGGUGUUAGUGCCGAAAAAAAACAAAGAAUAUCGAAUGGCCAUUGAUUACCGUCUACUAAAUUCGAAGACCGUAAAAGACAGAUUUCCCAUGCCGGAUAUAGAAACAUGCCUAAACAAACUCGAAGGGUCGUGUGUGUUUAUCGCGGUAGAUUUAUUCAGCGGAUACUAUCAAAUCCCGUUGGAAAAGAAAAGCCAGAACUUCACUGCUUUUUCGACGACAGAGGGACAUUACCGAUUCCUUCGGAUGCCAUUUGGACUGGCAAAUGGUUGUGCGGUAUUCCAAAGAGCCGUAAACAAAAUGGUGGAAAAGGCACGAAAACGCGGAAUAGUGAUUGUAGCCUAUAUCGACGAUCUGAUUGUAGCAGGACGAGAGGAAGAAGAAGUGCUGUCGAAAUUUAUAAUCCUAUUAGAUGUGGUGCGAGAGGAAGGGUUCACAAUUAACUUGAAAAAGAGCUAUUUCUUUAUGCGGAAGGUGACUUUCCUCGGAUUCGAAAUUUCCGGCGAAGGGAUACAGCCGGGAGCAGCAAAAACGGUUGCGGUUGCAGAAUUCGCUCAGCCAAAAACAGUACAUGAAGUUCGCCAAUUUCUGGGGUUGGCUGGCUUUUUCCGGCGUUUUGUUAAAAAUUUCAGUAUUAUAGCAGCACCGAUGUACAGUCUUCUAAAGAAAGAUGUGGAAUUUAAAUGGGGUGAUCAGCAGCAGUUAGCGUUUAAAAACCUCAAGCAAAUUCUUAUCACGCGUCCGAUACUGGCGUUAUAUGAUCCAAAUGCUGACCUGGAGCUUCAUACGGAUGCAUCGAGUAGCGGUUUGGCAGGAGUUUUAUUAAUCAAUCAAGAAGGUGGCUGGAAACCGCUUGGGUACUUCAGCAGAAAGACGAGUUCAAGUGAAUCGAAGUACCACAGCUACGAUCUCGAAGUCUUGGCGGUGGUGGCCAGCGUAGAGCGGUUCCGGUUAUAUUUGCUCGGACGGUUCUUUGUCAUACGAACUGAUUGUUCGGCUGUUCGGGAUACUUAUGCAAAACGCGAGAUGGAUGGGCGGAUUGCUCGGUACUUCUUAAAGCUGCAAGAAUACGAUUUCCGUUUAGAGUAUAGAAGCGGAUGUCAGAUAAAACAUGCGGAUGCAUUGAGCAGAAAUCCGGUGGAAGAGUCCAGGGAUGAGAAAACAGUGGUGGAAAAUAUGUUAACGAUCGAAAUGAGUAACAAUGACUUUUUGGUCUCACUUCAAAGACAGGACCCGAAGCUCAUUGACAUUAUAAAUAAACUGGGUAGCGACCCAUUAUGCGAUGAAGAUCGGCAGGUGUUAUAUCAUAGAAAACAAUAG
Molecule: messenger RNA, 3000 nt
Organism: Sabethes cyaneus
Lineage: Eukaryota; Metazoa; Arthropoda; Insecta; Diptera; Culicidae
Exons: 1
Coding region: 1-3000 (999 amino acids)
Biological process (GO): proteolysis
Molecular function (GO): zinc ion binding; aspartic-type endopeptidase activity; nucleic acid binding
Source: RefSeq, a predicted model, not a curated record